This is a messenger RNA of Fonsecaea erecta, 1671 nucleotides long. RefSeq lists its product as hypothetical. The record is from RefSeq and is a predicted model, not a curated record. The transcript has a single exon. NCBI's taxonomy places the organism in Eukaryota, Fungi, Ascomycota, Eurotiomycetes, Chaetothyriales, Herpotrichiellaceae. Bases 1 to 1671 code for a protein of 556 amino acids.
AUGCCUGCUGCCAAACACCAGGUUUCCAAUGCAUUCACCUUCCUAAAUUACGACAAUCCCGACCAUAGCGCCUCCCACCGAAGGUUGGUCAAGUCGCAUAUCUCAAGCAAAUACCGGGCUUCCAUCCGCCAGCAGACUCAGCCUCGCUACGCAUUACCAUGUCAAGCCAGGAACGCCCAGGACCAGGACUCACUGCCCAAGUCCAGGCGCAAGAAGCCACAGACCUCACCCCAGUCUGACGGAUCCUCAAGUUGCCGAUGGUCUCGCGCGCCUUCUCCGCUCGAAGUCGGUUUCGGCGGUAUACGGAUGGACCCAUUUAGAUCCUUGCCAGGUCAAGCAACACCUUGCGUCUCCCAGGCCCUCGACUACUACACUCAGAAGAUUUCGCCCCUCAUGCAGCCAUUGUUUCAGACGAUCAAGAUGGCCAACCCACUGAUGAUCUGGAUGUUUCCGUUGAUCCUGUCUCACGAAAGUGCGUACCAUGGAGCUGUGGCAUUGUCCCAGGCGUAUCUGGAAAAGUGCCGAGCACCGACGCGCGAGGCAUCUGCGGAAGUCAAAUUCCAUCGAAGAAAAGCCGUGUCAAUUCUGUGUGACCAACUGGCCGAUCUUCGCGGCCCUCCCGACGACGGUGUGCUCAUGACCGUGCUAGCUCUGGCGUGCUUUGAUGUUUUGUAUGGCGAAGACAGAAUCGCCAAUCGCAAAGGACUGGCACUCAUCGUUGCGCUGAAGGGAGGACUUGACAACUUGGGGCUGCGCGGCCUCGUGAAAGCUUUUCUGGUGCAAUCUGACUACUUCUGGAUGCUCGAGACCGGUGCAGAGACCAUCUUUCCCUUCACAAAACGCAAGAACAGGAGAAUAUACCCUCAACGACCAUUCAAAGAUGAUCUUCUGCUGCUCCUCCGAACACUACCCCCGGGCCUUGCCGCAAUCGGUCGCCAGGGCACCUUAGGCUUGGAUACCAUCCGGAUUCUUUCAAGGGUCAACAUGUUUCUCCGAUCCAAGCUCGCUGAGAUCCCACCUCCGGUAGAAGAAGAUCUUGUGUCAGAGGGCAAGGAUUAUCUGGACCUUCUUGAAGUAUGCGCCUGUCUCCAAUCAUCCACUGACACCGAGCAUAGCUUAGAGAAGAACUUGAUGCUCGCGGUGAUCAUGUUCGGUUUCGACAUGCAUGAUCCCAACGGGUCAUUUUCCCGAGUCGCGGCGUAUCGAGGCUCCAGGCAAGAGUUGACUCGGUCGCUUCCCUUCACGCAGACGCGGAGCCCGGAGGAGAGAGCCUGCUUGAUUUGGAUCACGAUGAUUGUCAUGAGAUCUUGGGGCUUGGAGACUCCACUUGCUGCUCAAGCGAUAGCCCUUGGCCGAAGCUUCUUUGCACAGUUCACGGAAGCGAGAUCCUGGGACGCUGUUGAGUCUGCAAUGCGUUGCUUCUUCUGGUACGAGCCACUUGCAGACGGCUUGAUAAGCAGCUGGCUACAAGCCUUGACCACACAUGAGAAAGAAUUGGCCGUGACAGACUCCAUGGGCGUCACAGGCAAACGGCAACCGGGUCUCGCCUGCUCACUCCGCCCAGUCGAGGACGGGGACUACCUACAGGAGCCCGUAGAUGAGAAUGCUGUCGUCCAUCUGCCACCCAUGUUGACAUUAGAUAAGUACCUGAUAGAGGUUCAGUUACGGUAA